AUGGCACAGAACAAGAACCACUCCUACAAGCUCGGUUAUCAAGCUUUCCCACCCAUCAAAACCAAAGCUAUUACACUCCAUCACCCACCACAGACUGCUUCCUCAGACUAUGCUUUUCCCAUAUUUGUCAUUGUUGUGCUAAGCAUUUUGGCCACAGUUUUGUUGCUCCUCAGCUACUUCACUUUUUUGACAAAAUAUUGGCAUCAAGUUAAUCCAAUUAGAUGGAUUUCAAUCCUGCGAGCUAGACAGAAUGAGGAUCCCUUCAUAGCAUUUUCUCCUGCAAUGUGGAACCGGGGUCUUGAUGAGUCCGUCAUCAGAGAAAUCCCAACAUUUCAGUUCAUGAAAGGAGAACGUGAGGACCAAAGUGUGUAUGGUUGUGUGGUUUGUUUGACUGAGUUUAAGGAACAGGAUGUGCUAAAAGUUCUUCCCAGUUGCAACCAUGCCUUUCAUUUGGAUUGCAUUGAUAUUUGGCUUCAGACCAAUUCCAAUUGCCCUCUUUGUAGAUCAAGCAUUUCAGGCAACACACACUGUCCAAUUGACCACAUUAUAGCUCCAAGUUCUUCUCCUCAGGAUUCUCAGUUGCUCUCUAACAUGGGUAGUGAUGAAGAUUUUGUGGUCAUUGAACUGGGGGGAGAACCUGGGGGAGUGAUGCCACAGGUGCAACAAGAGAGAUAUGACUCAAGGGGAAGCAUAGGACAUGGUAGAAUUCACCCUACAAGGAAGGUGGAGCAGCAGAAGCUUGGUCUUGGACACUUGAAACCAAGGAAGUGCCACCGUGUUUCAAUCAUGGGAGAUGAGUGUAUUGAUAUCAGAAAGAAAGAUGAUCAGUUUUCUAUUCAGCCCAUUAGAAGAUCUUUCUCAAUGGAUUCUGCACAUGAUAGACAAGCUUACUUAGAUGUUCAAGCCAUUAUGCAACAAAACAGGCAUCAGAAUGAGGCUAGUGCUAGUGAGGAUUGUAAUAGCAGAGGUCGAAGAGCAUUCUUUCCAUUUUGUUAUGGAAAGGGAUCAAAAAAUGCAGUCCUUCCUUUGGAAAAUGAUGUUUAAUGUGAGAUGAUUUCCCUCUUUUCUUUUU
This is a messenger RNA of Abrus precatorius (Indian licorice), 1072 nucleotides long. RefSeq names its product RING-H2 finger protein ATL16-like. Bases 1 to 1044 code for a protein of 347 amino acids. The transcript has a single exon. Gene Ontology annotation, biological process: protein ubiquitination. The record is from RefSeq and is a predicted model, not a curated record. Gene Ontology annotation, molecular function: transferase activity. NCBI's taxonomy places the organism in Eukaryota, Viridiplantae, Streptophyta, Magnoliopsida, Fabales, Fabaceae.